Molecule: messenger RNA, 847 nt
Organism: Drosophila hydei
Lineage: Eukaryota; Metazoa; Arthropoda; Insecta; Diptera; Drosophilidae
Exons: 1
Coding region: 95-745 (216 amino acids)
Source: RefSeq, a predicted model, not a curated record
GGCGGAAGCAAAGUUAUCGUAGUCACUAACUGUCAAAAACAAAAUGUGACAUUCUGAACAGAAUACUUAAGUUUCUACUUAAACGUUUAGUAAAAUGUUAUCAAAAUUUGCAUAUGUUUGUUUAUUUUUGGCUUUAACUUUAUUGCACAUCUGUGCACAUUUGAAGCCCACCAUUGAGGCCCAUGCGAGCAUUAAGACAAUCAAUUUACGGCUCUCACGUAAACUGAACCUCUAUUUGGGCUAUGAGUAUCAUCAUACAAUGCUUUGGCAAGCAGUCAUGAAUUCUGCUCUGCUCGUAAUUGGGAUCUGGCUUUGUCAACGAGAGGUCGAUAGAAAAAAAGAACGUACUUUUGACGAGGAGCUUAAGCUGGACCGUCCCCAUCUAAUCUCUGCAGCAACCGAGGUAAAAUUGAACUGGUUGCGCAGCAGAGUCAAGCCUCCGUCUAAGUGGGACCUAUUGCCGAAACGCAUAUUUGCCUGGUUUAGUGUGCCGUGGCUGUCGACCUUCGUAAUGAAUGAAUUUUGCAAUUAUGCUCAACUUAAUCUGGUAAUGCAACACUUUUGCACCUCGGCGCCGGAAGUUCUUCUACUUCAUGUUCGUGUCCAGCUGCUCUAUCUGCAGCAUCUGGUCUGCAGCAUUGUUGGGCGAAACUUGCUGCAAUUCACUGGAGCUUUUGCGUCUCUUACUGAUUCCCAUAUGAACUACAUUAAAUACGAGACGAAUCUGUUUGUUAAAGACGAGUAAAUGGGAGCUCCAAAUUGAUGAGUUUGCCAAAUCAAAAUUUAAUGUACGGCACCUAUUCACGUUAGCUUAAGUAAUAAAUGCGCAUACUUAAAAUUAAACAAU